AUGGGCUCUAUCACAGAGAACUUGGACACUUACCUGUAUCAAUGUGUGGCUGGAGGUCCAGCAGCUCCCACUGUGAAGUCAGCUGAAGGUCUGUACUUUACUCUGGAAGAUGGCCAAAAGGUCCUCGACGCCACUGGCGGAGCCGCGGUUUCAGCCAUCGGUCAUGGCAACAAAACCGUGCGAGAUGCCAUCAUUCGUCAGUUGGAAAUGGUGACUUACGCUCAUCCUGGAUAUUUCUCAAACUCCCCAGCCCGGGAACUGGCCGACUUGUUGGUCAUGUCGACUGGCGGGCAGCUGUCACGGGCUUGCAUCCUGGGGUCCGGCUCUGAAGCUGUUGAAGCGGCGAUGAAACUGGCCUACCAGUACUUCGCCGAAAUGACACCUGAAUCGCCCCGACUCAACUAUAUUUCGCGACGGGGCUCGUGGCAUGGCUGUACCAUUGGCGCUCUGUCUGUAGGCGAUAUCAAGUCCCGAACGACACUCUUUGAGCCUCUUCUGCUGAAGAAUGUCUCCAAGGUGUCACCCUGCCACCCGUGGCGCGACAUGACAAAAGGGGAAUCAGUGGAGGCGUAUGUGGCUCGACUGCAACAGGAGCUCGAAGAUGAAUUCCAGAGGCUCGGUCCUGAAACAGUUUGUGCGUUUAUCGUGGAACCGAUGGUCGGCACGGCCCUCGGUUGUGUUGUGGCGUUGCCGGGCUAUCUACGCGCCAUGAAGGAAGUAUGUGAUCGACAUGGUGCCCUGAUCAUCUUCGAUGAGAUAAUGUGUGGACUCGGCCGUACUGGUGCCCAGCAUGCAUGGAUGCACGACGGGGUUGUCCCUGACAUCCAGACUGUGGGUAAGGUGCUGGGCGGCGGAUAUGCUCCGAUAUCCGCCAUGUUAGUUCACGACCGAGUGAUUCGUGGGCUGAAAGAGGGCAGUGGAAGCUUUGUUCAUGCCCAAACCUACCAGGCGCAGCCCCUUACCUGCAUCGCCGCGCUUGCUACGCAGCAGUACAUCCUGGAAAACAACCUGAUCGAGAAUUCUCGCUGCAUGGGAGAAUACCUUGGCAAAGAACUUCAUCGGAAUCUCUUUGACCACCCUUUGGUGGGUGACAUUCGUGGACGGGGACUCUUUUGGGGUGUGGAGCUCACGAAGGAUAAAGUCACCAAGGAGCCUUGGGAUCCGCGGUUGGGCUUGGCCAAACGCAUCCGGUCGCGGGGGCUGGAAAAGGGCUACGACAUUUGUAUUUUCAGUGCUACCGGGGCUGCAGAUGGUUGGAAUGGGGAUCAAUUCCUGUUGGCACCGCCUUACAUCGUGCAGAAGCAGGACGUGGACGAGAUUGUCAGGCGGGUGGUGAAAGUCAUAAACAGUGUUUGGAAUGAUAUCGAGCCCUUGGUACGACAACAUCCAUUACACUCUGGCGAGUAA
Molecule: messenger RNA, 1407 nt
Organism: Talaromyces proteolyticus
Lineage: Eukaryota; Fungi; Ascomycota; Eurotiomycetes; Eurotiales; Trichocomaceae
Product: putative class III aminotransferase
Exons: 4
Coding region: 1-1407 (468 amino acids)
Cellular component (GO): cytosol
Molecular function (GO): pyridoxal phosphate binding; transaminase activity
Source: RefSeq, a predicted model, not a curated record